Molecule: messenger RNA, 2159 nt
Organism: Durio zibethinus
Lineage: Eukaryota; Viridiplantae; Streptophyta; Magnoliopsida; Malvales; Malvaceae
Product: pentatricopeptide repeat-containing protein At2g02980, chloroplastic-like
Biological process (GO): RNA modification
Molecular function (GO): RNA binding; protein binding
Source: RefSeq, a predicted model, not a curated record
UAUCGUACCCUACCAUUGACUUUCCUCUCUGAAACUACCGCUUCAGUCAUGUCAUCGUAUUCAAACAGAAUAGUUCACUUACUAAACGCGUCCACUUCUCCUUCUCACAUUCAUCAGAUCCAAGCCCAAUUCGUUGUCCGAAACCUCCUCAAAAACCAAUUCAUAGCUCACCAUUUCAUCAAUUCCUGCAACUCUUUAGGCCUUUUAAACGAAGCCCACUCCCACCUCAUCCUUUCAAAAACACCCGCUCACAUCUUCAUUUACAAUUCCCUCUUUAGAGCUUUCUCCCACUCUAAAACCCCAAAUCUCCCAUUUUCUUUAUAUACCCACAUGCAAAACGCCUUAGUUUUGCCCAAUAACUACACCUUCCCUUUCCUUCUAAAGUCAUUAGCCGACUUCCAUCAGCUCCAAAAAGGCCAAAUGGUUCAGACCCAUGUCAUAAAAUUGGGUCAUUCGUAUGACAUUUAUGUACAAAAUUCCCUAAUGAAUCUCUAUGCAUCGUCUGGUGAAAUGGGUUUCUGUCGCCAAGUGUUUGAUGAAAUGCAUAACAAAGAUGUCGUUUCGUGGACUAUUUUGAUUACUGGGUUUAGAAAUGUUAGAAGAUAUAAUGAUGCUUUGAUUGCUUUUGAGCAAAUGCAAUAUGCAGGGGUGUUACCUAAUAGGGUAACCAUGGUAAAUGCAUUGGGUGCCUGUGGUAGUUUUGGUGCUAUUGAAAUGGGGGUUUGUAUUCAUGAUUUUAUAAGGAAAAAAGGGUGGGAAUUGGAUUUGAUUUUAGGGACUGCUUUGAUCGAUAUGUAUGGAAAAUGUGGGAGGAUUGAAGAAGGGUUGAAAGUUUUCCAUAGCAUGAAAGAAAAGAAUAAUUUUACAUGGAGUGCAGUUAUUAACGGUCUAGCUUUAGCUAAAAAUGGGGGGCAGGCGUUUUGGUGGUUUAAUAGGAUGGAACAAGAAGGGUUUAAGAUUGAUGAUGUAACUUUAGUUGGAGUGCUUUCUGCUUGCAGUCAUUGGGGUUUGAUUGAUAUGGGUCGAAAAAUAUUCAGUUUUCUAGUUGAAGGGAGGUAUGGAUUUUUGCCUGGUGUAAAACAUUAUGCGUGUAUAAUUGAUCUCUUGGCACGUGUAGGAUGUCUUGAUGAUGCUUUUAGAUUUAUCCAGGAAAUGCCUUUUGAGCCUACGAGUUCCAUAUGGGGAUCAUUGCUGGCUGGUUGUAGAACUCAUGGAAAUUUGGAAAUGAGUGAGAUUGCUGCUAAGAAAAUUGUGGAGUCGGAGCCAGAUAAUAGUGCUUGCUAUGUUGUGUUGUCCAAUUUAUAUGCAGCUAUGGGGAGAUGGGAUGAUGCUGAGAAAGUGAGAGCAUUGAUGAAAGAGAGGGGAUUGAAGAAGGACCUUGGUUUUAGCUCUGUGGAAUUGGAACCACAGGAACAGGUUUAUGAACUAUUAGCAGACGCAUAGCAAACCCCUUUAACUUGCCUGUCAAGAAUGAUUUUAGUCCUCUCCUUCGAUCCUCCAUUAAGGAGGAAAGGUUUGUUUUGCUUGGCGGAGUCCUGAAUCUGGGUUAUGAGGCUACUGUGCUCUCUGUUUGAGUUUGAUAUUCUUCUCCAUGACAACAAAUGUAUAGCCAAGGAUGGUAAAUCCUAAUAUGCUCAAUUUACAACUAUAUGGCAAUGGACAAUGUUCUUUGCCGCUGUUUGGAGGAAAGCACUCAAAACGUUUGUACCGUAUAUCAUGAAUCCAUCAUGUCUCAUUCGACCGUCUGCUGACUCUGAGCAACAUUAUUUCCUCAAGGUAGAGGAUUCUCUGAAUUUUAUGCGCAUGAAACAUGAUACCGGAACCUCACCGUAGAGGUUCAAACUGCUUGACCGUAAAUAAGUUGAAAUAAUUGAGAUUCAUGAGCGAUCGUUUACAAUAAAAAUAGGCACCUGUUGUUUACAUAAUAUUAAUAUUGAAUUUUGGAUUGAUGGAUUUAUUGAGAUUUACAAGAUGUGGUUUAGGAAUUUGAAGAAAAAAAAAAUCAGAUUUGAAGAAAAAAGCAAGUACUAAUGAAAAUUUUUGGUAAAAGUGAGAGACGUAGAAUGAUACUUCAGAAUAUAGGAGCAUUAGUUUAUGUAUGUUGAUAUUUUGCCGUGUAUAAAUUCAUAGAUUAGUGUAUGUUAUUAAGGAUGUCUAGA